Messenger RNA from Danio aesculapii, 2206 nucleotides. Its product is annotated as ERC protein 2-like. Gene Ontology annotation, cellular component: cytoskeleton of presynaptic active zone. The record is from RefSeq and is a predicted model, not a curated record. Lineage: Eukaryota; Metazoa; Chordata; Actinopteri; Cypriniformes; Danionidae. Gene Ontology annotation, molecular function: structural constituent of presynaptic active zone. The coding region runs from base 941 to 2206 and encodes 421 amino acids. Gene Ontology annotation, biological process: maintenance of presynaptic active zone structure; regulation of synaptic plasticity; neuromuscular synaptic transmission. The transcript is spliced from 9 exons.
ACAAGGCAGGAUGGAUCCAUGCUUUCAUGUUGUUGAGGCCAAAUUGUGAGCCGAGCAUCCGAAUGUGUCAGCAGAAAUGGAGACUCAUCAGACCAGGCAACGUUUCUCCAAUCUUCUAUUGUCCAGUUUUGGUGAGCCUGUGUGAAUUGUAGCCUCAGUUUCCUGUUCUUAGCUGACAGGAGCGGCACCCGGUGUGGUCUUCUGCUGCUGUAGCCCAUCCGCCUCAAGGUUGGACGUGUUGUGUGUUCAGAGAUGCUCUUCUGCAGACCUCUGCAGUGCAAGAAGGUCUAUGGUUCGAGUCCCGGCUGGGUCAGUUGGUGCUUCUGUGUGGAGUUUGCAUGUUCUCCCUGUGUUGGUGUGGGUUUCCUCCAGGUGCUCCGGUUUCCUCCACAGCCCAAAAUAGGGAAAUUGAUCAACUAAAUUGGCCGUAGUGUAUGAGUGUGAAUGAGUGUGUAUGGGGGUUUCCCAGUUCUGGGUUGCGGCUGGAAGAGCAUCUGCUGCAUAAAACAUGUGCCGAAAUAGUUGUUGGUUCAUUCCGCUGUGGUGACCUUUGGUUAAUAAGUGAGGGAAAAUAAUAAAUGAACUGAACAAUGGGUUAACUCGCGUUUCUAAGUGAAGUAGCUAAUGUUUUUGUACAGUGUGAGGUGAAAACACCCCGGUAUGAAUUAUUGAUCUCAGCUUCCGUUCACCAUCUGGCUGUGUCAUUAUUACAGGGAUCACACACUGUCGAGGGAAGGAAGACAGAGAGUUAAAUAGGAAAAUGAAUAAUAGAUAGAGUCCACAGAGAUGACAUACAGAGAAGGAAACCUAGACUGAGAGAAACCGAGGGCAAAUAUCGAGCCUAGCUAUCAGAAAGAAAAGAAGAGUGCAGUAGUUUAUCAGGUUAAGAUGAGCGCAGGUGAUCUUCAGGACGGCGUAGGGCACUAAGAAGUGUGCGAGAAUGACGAGUCGACAUCCGUGUUUCUAUCGAGUUCCUCCGCAGGAGUUACACCGGAGAAACACCGUCACCGACACCACACAGACCAAAGUCCUCAACACCGUCAUCAGUGUCAAGAGAACAACACCAGCUUUGUGUUAUGAGCCUGACUUCAUAUGGAAGGACACCAAAAUCACAGCGCUGGAGAGGAAUAUCCGAGACCUGGAGGACGAGAUCCAGACCAUGAAGAGCAAUGGCCUGAUGCAGACAGACGGCCGUGGAGAAGAGUUCAGGCAGAUGGAGGUCUACAAGAACCACUCCAAGUUCAUGAAGAACAAGAUUGAUCUGCUGAAACAGGAAGUGGUCAAGAAAGAGUCUGAGCUGAUGACGCUGCAAACCAAGCUGGACACGCUGACCAAUCAGAACUCAGACAGCAAAAAGCACAUCGAGGUGCUGAAGGAGUCGCUGACGGCCAAAGAGCACAGAAGCUGCAUCCUUCAGACCGAGGUGGAGGCUCUGCGUCUGCGUGUGGAGGAGCGAGAGUCUUUCCUCAACAAGAAGAACAAGCAGAUCCAGGAUCUGAUCGAGGAGAAGGCCACGCUGAGCAGCGAGAUCUGCGACCUGAAGGACAUGCUGGAUGUCAAAGAGAAGAAGAUCAGCAUUCUGCAGAAGAAGCUGGAGAAUCUUGCGCAGCAACUGAAGGAGCGGGACACACAGCUGGUCAGUCUGGAGCUCAGAGUGUCGUCUCUGCAGGCUGACUCCAGUAACACAGACUCAGCUCUGAUCACACUGGAGGAGGCUCUAUCUCAGAAGAUUGAAGAGGCAGAGAUGCAGAAGAAUGAGAAUAAUGAGCUGAAAAGUAAGCUGGCCUCUCUGCAGGAGCGUCUCUCAGAAAAGCAGGCGUGUGAAUCUGAUCGUGUGUCCGGCUGGAGUCCGGAUCUCUCUGAGCGUCUGCAGAUUCUCCAGACAGAAGCAUCUGGUCGUCAGGAGGAGCUGCAGAAAUCCCACAGCGAGCUGCAGAGAGUGACGGAUCUGCUGCGGGACCUGCAGUCUGAGCGCCUGCAGCAGGACAACAGGAUCAUCCAGAUGGAGAGACAACUGAAGGAGCAGAACCAGAAGCAGUCUGUGAGUCCAGGCCAAGCAGGAGACACCAGCCCUAACACUCAGAGACAGGCGAGGCCAUCAGUUCUCAGCGUUCUGCAUUUAUGUAACACGUCUGUAGUGUUUAAGGACCAAAGUAUGGUUCACACUGAGCAGUUUUCCCCCAGGAGAGCAGACUCUUUAUUGUGA